Folsomia candida is the source of this 1746-nucleotide messenger RNA. RefSeq lists its product as uncharacterized. The transcript is spliced from 7 exons. The record is from RefSeq and is a predicted model, not a curated record. The coding region runs from base 427 to 1572 and encodes 381 amino acids. NCBI's taxonomy places the organism in Eukaryota, Metazoa, Arthropoda, Collembola, Entomobryomorpha, Isotomidae.
AUUCGCGUCAAUAUUUGACCUUCAUUUUAGUGACCCAGUUACAUCUCUUUCGUGUCCAUAUCUGCUUUAAAAAUCAGUCAAGUCGGGAAAAAAUCUAUUGAUCAUGCAAAAUGUUUCGUGAAUGUAUGGUCAUGGUCAGAUACUUGAUCAUGACAUAAUUUCAUUUCUUACAUUUAUGUACUUUACACAGAACUAUGUGCACAAUUUUAGCAUUUAUCUACUAUGGUCUUUGAUGUACUUAUAUUGUUAAGUAGUUGUCCAGAUAAGGAUACAUUUGGAUUACUGGAGGUGGUAUAAACUGGACAUUGACAUGUCAUGUUUAACAACCGCUUUAUUCAAUUGAAGGGCAAUAAAAUCUGACCAUUAUUAACAUCACACGGAUUAUUUAGUUAGUUCUUAAUUUAGCGUGUCUGUAUAUUUAGCAAAAUGGGGGACUCUCGUAAAUGCGAAAAGUUGCACCAAAUUCCUGUCUUGUACGUUAGGGGGGACAAUUUUACCGUGGGCUAUACAAUAGGUCGGCAAUUCAAAUCCUUGAUUGAGGACAAUCUUUCAAAAUCUGACUACUUGAAAAACUCUUUGCUUCCCGUUUAUAAAACUGAAGAAGGAAAAACGCUCUACAAAAAGAAUCUGGAAUUAUGCAAACGGAACUUUCCUGAAUAUGUUCAGGAAAUUCAAGGGAUGGCUCAAGGGUCAAAUGUACCUUUUCAUGAACUAUUUCUUCUCAAUGUCGAAGUUUUCUUUGUCUCUCGAACGGAAGUGUUUGAAAAUACGGAUCAGGAAGGGAAUGGUUGCUCCUCUAUUUUGUGUAACGGUGACCAGUUAAUGCUGGCACACAACGAAGAUAUUGGACCAGAACUUCUCAAUAACGUCUUUAUCGUAUCAGCCGAAAUACUUGACAAUAAUGGCGAAAAGGUAGAAAAAUUCACAACGUUAACUUAUGCAGGAUAUCUUCCGGGUUAUACGAUGGGCUAUAACGACCAGGGAUUUAUCUACUCCGUCAACACCCUUUGUCCGUUAGAUAUUCUGAAUGAAAAAUCUCCCAGAAAUUUCAUUUCUCGAGCUCUACUCCGAGCCAAGAAUUUGGAGGAAGUUGUAGAAAUCAUGAAAGACAAAGGAACUGGAAUAUCUGAUGGAUUCAGUCUAAAUGCUUGUUUUGUAAACCCCAAUGGGGACAGCGCACCACAAAUGUACAACAUAGAAGUCUGCCCAAACAAGAAAGGGGAUGAAUCAAAAGUUGAUGUUUUUGAAGUCAAGCCAGGCGAUACUUAUGUGCAUUGUAACAUGUAUUUGCGAAUGAAACCAGCAGAAUUGGAAAAGGCUGCUGUGAGAAGUGGGCAUCGACACAGGGCAAUCGAUAAGCACCCAGAACCCAAAACCGCUGACAUUGUGCGAAAUGUUCUCUCCGAUCGAAGCGAUCCUGAUUUCCCCGUAUUCCGAUGUGGUGAAAAAUUGCCUGAUAACGGGAUCACAGUCGUAGUUGGAGUAUUCGAUAUAACCAACCGCCUGUGGAACAUUUACAGCGACAGACCAAAUUCUUCCAGUCCUAUCGCAGUGUUGCCUUUGCAAUUUUGAGGUUAAAUUAGGUUGCAAUUAAAAAAAUUACUCAUAUAUCUUUGAUGAAGUAAAUGAAGAAUUAAGGAUCCUAUGUAACUUAUAACUUCAUACUGACGUACUCGAAGUACGUUUUGAAUAUGAUUGUAUCCAAUUUAUUUAUUCAAGUUGCCAUUAAAUCUGCUACAUACAUAA